Molecule: messenger RNA, 1568 nt
Organism: Drosophila albomicans
Lineage: Eukaryota; Metazoa; Arthropoda; Insecta; Diptera; Drosophilidae
Gene: Fkbp59
Product: FK506-binding protein 59
Exons: 8
Coding region: 84-1409 (441 amino acids)
Molecular function (GO): peptidyl-prolyl cis-trans isomerase activity; protein binding
Source: RefSeq, a predicted model, not a curated record
UUUUCGUGCGAACAAGAAAGGCGACAGAGUAGGCAGAUUAGUGUUGAAUUUGCAGCGACUUUGUAACAAAUAUCACUGAGAAAAUGUCGGAAGAAACAAAGAAACUCGAUCUGUCUGGAGAUGGCGGUGUGCUUAAGGAAAUCCUGAAGGAGGGAACUGGCGCAGACACGCCAAACAGCGGCUGCAAAGUCUCACUUCAUUAUACCGGCCGUCUUGUGGACGGCACCGAAUUCGAUUCUAGCGUGGCUCGCAAUGAACCCUUUGAAUUUGAGUUGGGCAAAGGUCAUGUAAUCAAGGCUUUUGAUAUGGGUGUCGCUACCAUGAAAGUGGGCGAGCGUUGUUUUCUAACAUGUGCUUCUAAUUAUGCUUAUGGUGCUGCUGGCAGUCCACCAAGUAUUCCACCAGAUGCCACUCUCAUCUUUGAGCUUGAAAUGUUGGGGUGGAAAGGCGAGGAUUUGAGUCCCAAUCAAGAUGGCAGCAUUGAGCGCACCAUUCUGGAACAAAGCGAUAAGAAACGGUCGCCCAGCGAUGGUGCUUUUGUCAAGGCACACAUUUCUGGCAGCUUCGAUGGCAAAGUGUUUGAAGAACGCGAUGUAGAGUUUGAUUAUGGCGAAGGUAGCGCCAACGGUAUUGUCGAAGGUCUGGAACUGGCUCUGGAAAAAAUGAACAUAGGCGAAACAUCCAAAAUUAAAAUUCAGUCAAAAUAUGCAUUUGGUAGCAAGGGCAGUGAAACCUUUAAGAUACCACCAAACUCGACCAUUGAAUAUACUGUCAAGCUGCUGGAUUGUGGUAAAGGUCUGGAAGAGUGGAAACUGAGUGAUGACGAGCGCGUUGCCGAGGCUAAAGUGUACAAGGAGAAGGGCACCAACUAUUUCAAGAAGGAGAACUAUGAAUUGGCGAUUAAGAUGUACACGAAAUGCAAGAAUAUGUUGCCCAGUCUGAAAGAUAAUACUAGCGAUGAGGUUAAGACUCUGAAGGUGGCCACACACAGCAACAUUGCGCUGAGCCAUCAGAAAUCAAAUAAUCACUUUGAAGCCAAGCAGGAGUGCAAUGCUGUACUCGAGCUAGAUGCGAACAAUGUAAAGGCCUUGUAUCGUCGGGGACAAUGCAACCUGGUUAUUAAUGAGUUGGAGGAGGCUUUGGAUGAUUUCCAGAAAGUCAUCGAACUGGAGCCAACCAACAAGGCUGCUGCCAAUCACAUUGUUAUUUGCAAGCAAAAGAUCAAGCAGAACAAGGACAAGGAAAAGAAGUUGUACGCCAAUAUGUUUGCCAAGUUGGCUGCCAACGAUAAAGAGACGGAUCCUCCGCGCGAGACAGAUGUGUUGGAUCAGUGUGGCGAAUGGUCCGAGGAGGAUGCGAAACGUGAAGCUGAUUUAACGUUGGAGCGCGACAAUAUAAUCAUGAUUUAAAAUUAAAACUAAACCAGCACUUAUGCUGAUAUUCCUUACAAUACUUAAUUGCUUAACACAACCAUUUUUAUUAUUAUAAUUCAUUGUUUAAACCUGGCAAGUUCGCUGCAUUGUAAACUGCCCAAUUUCUGAAUGAAAACAUUAAAAUGGAUUGUAAUA